ACUUGGGGUAAAUUUCAAAUUAUAUCUAAUAUAUUAAAUGUGAAUUUCAUAUACAUAUCAAUAGGUAAUGAUUUGAAAUUUAUCAUAGCAUCACAUAGAAUUGUUAAUAAAGCAUCAAGUAUUAUGACGCAAGGCAAGCGACGAUGUAACCAAAAAACAACUAGAUACCAAAUGAGCUAUCCUAUUAACAUUUUGACCAACAAACAUGCGACCAUAUGCCAGAAAAGACUCUAAUUAAGGACCGGAGUUUACAAAGGAUUGCUCUUCCCCUACCUUACCAGUUGUUGACGAUCGAAUUCAAGCAUUAAUCAAUGACUACUUUGGCAUCACCACCAAGAGAGAAGAACCCAAAUUGAGAAUUGAGCCCAAAAUUAUAUCAUUCCUGACCAGGCCCAAUCUAAUUUAGACCUCGGUUUUGGGGAUGUAAUAAGACUUAAUCUAAAAUAAAGUAGUUUGUUACUCCGAACGAGCAAUUUUUUGAUUUUGCCAAACUUUGAAAGGCCAUAACUUUUAGCUCCUCAAUCCGAACGUCGUAAAGUUUUUUUUGAUUGCGCAUAACUUUUUAAGAAAUACAAAUUUUACUAGGAAAGAAUUUUUUAAAAAAUAAAUAUUUUUGGGUAUACGGGAUUUUGGCAAUAACUUUGCCUUUACUUUUCACAAAUUCACAUACUUUCCAAAAUUAUGGUUAUAAUCAAAGUUGUAGUCCUUCGAAAUUUAUGCGAAAUCAAAAAAAGUUUUAUGACAUUCGGAUUGUGGAGCACAAAGUUAUGGUCUUCCAAAGUUUGUCCUUCACAAAGUUGUAGUCCUUCACAAAUUGCUCGUUCGGGGUAGCAAACGAAAUUUUUUUGGGAUGAAGACUUGUUUCAGAUUGAAAGAUCUUGAAAAGUUAUGUGGAAUCAAAACAAAAUUCGCUACAAUCGGAUAACCGAGAGCAAAGUUACGCGGCCGUCAACCGCGGUGAUGCAUUCACCGCUUUGGUCUGCCGCGGUGAAUGCAUUCACUGCAGUUGACAACAGCGGUGAUACCCAAACAUGUGUAUUUUGAGAGAAAAUUUUAUAACGGGUGUAUUUUGAGAAUUUGUUUUUAAAACAUGUGUAUUUUAGGAUUUUUUUUUUUCCCGGUUUUGGGCUAAUAAUACAGUAGUUCUGAAUUCUAAUCGAAGCGUGGCCUACUCUAGAAUUCUGGCGUACUUCGACUUCGCUACCGCCGUCGAAUCAAAAGAGGAACGAAGAAGCAAAUCGCGAAUAAGCAUAUCUCUGCUCUGCAUUACUAGAUCCCAAGCUGUCCUUCUUGUAGGAAGCCUAACCCUUCAGUGGAUAACGAUCUCGAGUUGCUUUUUUCAAUUCAGUUCAGCGGGGAAUUACUGGCUGCAAGCAGAAUGGAAGCUCUGAAAUCGGCCAUGGACCAGCACUUGGACCAAAUGGCGGAUCUGGUUCAGAAGCUCUCUUCCGAGCUCCGAUCCGGCCUCCAACCCGCUUACGAGAAUUUCAUGGGUUUCUUUCACGCCAUUGACUGGACGGAGCCUUGGUUAAUGGGGAUGAUGGGAUUCCAUGUAUUUCUACUGCUAGUAGUUAUAUUCUCUAGGAAGAGCACUAAUUUCCAGAUGGGGCUGUUCCUUCUCACCUUGGCCGGUGUACGAUUUGCUGAGAUCCUGAACAGAAUACUUAGAAACAACUGGAGGAACUUUGCAACCCAGAACUACUUCGAUCCGCAUGGCCUAUUUCUUUCAGCUGUCUGGUCAGGGCCUCUGCUCGUCAUUGCAUGUCUAAUCUUGGUAAACUCACUCUUCAACCUCUGCUACAUGAUCGUGAGGUGGAAAAGGGCGGAGCUUAAACACCGAGCCAGACUUGCUCGUGAUAAGCAGGAAUGAGAUGGAUCGACUUCUUCGUUUAGGAACAACAAGGAUCAUACGAAGAAAGCUAAUACGCUUCCCUGCUGGAAGUGUUUGCAGUUACGAAAAAGAAUGCUACUGAACUCUUUCGAUUCGAUUCUUCGCUCCAAUUUGCUGUAGUUAUUGGAAGGUGUAGUAAAUUGUUGAUACUCGACCCUCGAUUCAGACUCAACUACUGGUUAGACUGAGCUGUAGCUCUCCAAUUUUGUUCAGAAUCAUGGGCUUCCAUAUCUUGCUCUGUAUCAUAUGUCUUGAUCAGCUCUUCAAUGUUGUAGUUAUAGAUGUUUUCUACGAACCAAAGAUGUAAGAUGACUCUGACCACGUAACUUAAUAUGCAUCUACCCCGCCGCCUCACCUUAUGUGCCCACCACCGCACCUUUUCGGAAAAUCCACCGCCACCACGGCCCUCAGGUACUCAAGUACAUUCAGACAACCUUCAGACAUUGAUAGCUUGACGAACAAUAAGGAUAGUUCCUGCGCUAUCAUCUCUGUUCAAUCCCUUGAGACAGUGUCAGUAGGAAUUCAGACAUUGAUAGCUUGACGAACAAUAAGGAUAGUUCCUGCGC
Linum trigynum is the source of this 2457-nucleotide messenger RNA. The record is from the annotation of a GenBank genome assembly. NCBI's taxonomy places the organism in Eukaryota, Viridiplantae, Streptophyta, Magnoliopsida, Malpighiales, Linaceae.